Messenger RNA from Juglans microcarpa x Juglans regia, 744 nucleotides. Its product is annotated as glucan endo-1,3-beta-glucosidase-like. Gene Ontology annotation, cellular component: plasma membrane. Gene Ontology annotation, biological process: carbohydrate metabolic process. The record is from RefSeq and is a predicted model, not a curated record. Bases 1 to 744 code for a protein of 247 amino acids. The transcript has 4 exons. NCBI's taxonomy places the organism in Eukaryota, Viridiplantae, Streptophyta, Magnoliopsida, Fagales, Juglandaceae. Gene Ontology annotation, molecular function: hydrolase activity, hydrolyzing O-glycosyl compounds.
AUGAGUGAGACGGAGGAAAAGCUCGGCAUGAGAGAGAAUGAAAACAUACCGAGAGACGAAGAGGAGGCGUGCGACGGUCAGGGGUGGCUUGGGGUGUCCGGCGAUGAUAUCAGUGCAGGUGGUAAUGGCGUGGAAGAGCUGACGGCUUGUGGAGGAGUCAUGCCAAACGGAAGGGUCAUGCUCUGCUAUAUCCACCUUGAUUUCCAUAAGGAACUGAGUGAUAGUGGUGCGGAGGAGCUAAGUGGUCUGAGGAACCUGGAGGAAGCCACCAGUGUUGGAAUAUGCUUGCCUGUUGAUAAUUUCACAUAUCGUCAGAUUGCUCUAAGCAAGUACUGUUGGAAUGAAUAUUCAUUUAUAAACCCAGUCAUCAAUUUUCUCGUCAGCAAUGGAGCACCACUUGUAGUCAAUGUGUAUCCCUACUUUGCCUAUACCCUGGACCCUCGAAGCAUUUCCCUUCCAUAUGCCUUGUUUACUUCUCCAAGGGUUGUGGUCACAGACCCAGAAGGUAAUCGUGGGUACCAGAAUCUUUUUGUUGCAUUGUUAGAAGCUCAGCACUCUGCUCUUGAGAAAGCUGUUGCACCUAAUCUGCAAAUCGUUGUAUCAGAGAGCGGUUGGCCAUCAGAAGGGGGUGAUGCAGCAAGCGUAGAAAAUGCAGGCACUUUCUACAAGAAUUUUAUUAAUCUUGUGAAGAAUGGGACUCCAAAGAGGCCUGGACAAGCAAUAGAAACUUAUAUAUUGCUCUAA